AUGUACGCCCCGCUACGCCUGCCGAGGGCCUUGGUCGUCGGCGUCGGUACCGGCAACGGGCGACAGGACUACCUCUUCAAGGUCGUCGACACCUCGAGCAACCUGAUCUGGAUGAAGUGCAAGGGGUGCGACCCGCACUCCCCGCAGCGCCACCGGCUCUUCGACAAGACGGCCUCGCCGACGUUCCGCCUCGUCCCGGGCACCGACCCGUUCUGGCAGCCGCCGUACUGGUCCGAGUUCAACGGGCAAGCGUGCGCGUUCCGCGUCGACGGCCCGAGGGAACGACGGGUCAUCGGCGCGACGGCCGUGGCUCGCGGGCUGACGCGGUUCUCGUACUGCCUCUUCCAUGGCGGCGGCGACGCGAACCGCCGCCGCCAGGGCUUCCUCCGAUUCGGCACCGACGUCCCGCGCAACCCGCGCUACAGAACCACCAAGAUCCUGCCGGCGCUCGGCGCCCGGAACGAGUCGUCGGGGCACUACGUUCGCCUCGUCGGCGUCAGCCUCGGCGCCCGCAGGCUCGACGGGAUCCGACCGGAGAUGUUCGCCCGCCGCGACGACGGGCAAGGCGGGUGCGUGAUCGACCUCGUCACGCCGCUGACGGUGAUGGCCCGGGAGGCGUACGACGUCGUCGAAGCGGCCGUGUGGUCGGACCUUGCGCACUACGGGGCGGAGCGGGUGGAGCUCUCCGGCUACGGCCUCUGCGUCCGAGCAUCGUCCGAGGCGAUGAAGGGGCGCCUCCCGUCGCUGUCGCUUCACUUUCCCGAGGAGGAGGCGGCGCUGGUGGUCUCGCCGGAGCAGCUGUUCCUGAUGGCGGAUGACGAGGAGCAGGGGCGGAUCGCGUGCCUUGCCAUGAAGCCGGGACGCCGAACCGUCAUCGGCGCAUUGCAGCAGGUGGAUACGCGGUUCGUCUUCGACCUCAAGGACUCCAAGCUUUCCUUUGCAUCGGAGUUGUGCAUCCAGGACACCGUCCAAGACGUUUAG
This is a messenger RNA of Panicum virgatum (switchgrass), 981 nucleotides long. RefSeq names its product aspartyl protease family protein 2-like. The transcript has 2 exons. Bases 1 to 981 code for a protein of 326 amino acids. The record is from RefSeq and is a predicted model, not a curated record. Lineage: Eukaryota; Viridiplantae; Streptophyta; Magnoliopsida; Poales; Poaceae. Gene Ontology annotation, cellular component: extracellular region.